AUGAAGUACUCGGUUGCUUUUGUUUGGUGUCUUUUUAUAUUUUCAAUAGUGGUUCAUUCUGAGCCAGUCGAUUAUAAUAUUCGUGGUACUAUCAAACCUGGUUGGGAAUUUAUUCGAAAUUUAUUUCGAGAAAAUUUCGUACAAGAUCGAGAUCUGGGUGCUUCCGUAGCGGCUUAUUAUCAAGGAUCAUUGGCGUUUGAAUUAGGAGGUGGAUGGUUUGAUCAAUCGCGAACAAAACCUUACGAUGUCGAAACUUUGCAAUUGGUCUUCUCGACUUCAAAAGGUCUUGUUGCUGCCGCUGUUGCACUUGCAGUUCAACGUGGUCUUCUCGACUAUUCAGCUUUAGUAACUCGUUACUGGCCUGAAUAUGGACAAAAUGGAAAAGAAAAUACCACUGUAGCCGACAUAAUGUCCCACCGAGCCGGAUUGCCCUAUAUUUCGAAACCAUUCGAACAAUUCUUGGAUUGGACAGCAAUGAUUCAUACAUUAGAACAAAUGGCACCAUUGUGGUCACCUGGAUCAGCACAUGGCUAUCAUGCAUACACCUAUGGAUGGCUUGCAGGAGAACUCAUUCGACGCGUGGAUCCGAAGAAACGAUCUUUGGGUCAAUUCAUUCGAGAGGAGAUGUCGGAUCCCAUCAAUUUCGAAUUUUUUAUUGGUCUACCAAUAAACCAGGAAUAUAGGGUAUCGCCAGUCGAAUUAAGUGAAAAUUUAAAACAAAAUAUCAACGAAUCUAACAUAGAACUAGUUGCUUUAUUCAAUGAUCCUCGCACACGUCGAGCAGAGAUACCGGCAGCAAAUGGGAUUGCUACUGCUUCAUCUAUUGCUAGAUUGUAUUCAGCAUUAAAUACUGAUUUGGAUGGUGGAAAAUUCAAACGACUAUUGAACGAAGAUAUUCUCAAAUUAGCUACUCGAUCGAAUACACCUGAAGGUGAAAUUGAUCUAGUCAUGCAACUAAACGUUUCGUUUGGUAUGGGCUUUUUAUUAUUCCAUGAUAUUUUCCCAGAAUUUGGACCAGAUACUUUUGGUCACGACGGAUUUGGUGGAAGUAUCGGUUUUUGUGUACCAACAAAAAAUUUCUCCUUUGCUUACGUCAUGAAUCGGCUGGAGGGUGCAUCAGCUGACGGGUAUCCACGUAUUGCGUCUAUGUUGAAAAAAAUUGCUGAAUUUCUUAAUCAAUAA
Messenger RNA from Rotaria sp. Silwood1, 1182 nucleotides. The record is from the annotation of a GenBank genome assembly. Lineage: Eukaryota; Metazoa; Rotifera; Eurotatoria; Philodinida; Philodinidae.